UUUGUAUAAUUUGUCAGCAGAUAAUCGAUGUCUGGGGCUCAAAAAGCAAUAACAGUAGGCUAUGCAAAUCAGGAAGCCAAAUGAACGGCUCUUUCACAGUUGCAAUUCGGUUCCCGACGGUCACCAAAAAGAGCCGUUCAAAAAGAGUCGGUCGUUCGCGAAUGACCUACCACUACAACAAAGCAAGAUGGCUGAAGUUGUGGAGCUCCAGAAACUAAAGCUUGCUGAACUGAAGCAUGAGUGUGAGACCAGGGGUCUGGAUGUGAAGGGCAACAAAGUGGAACUGAUCACACGACUACAGGCUUAUCUGGAGGAACAUGAGGAUGACAUGGGCCUAAAUGAAGAUGAUGUUCUGGGAGAAGAGCCAGAGGACCUCACGAAAGAGGAUGCCAUCACUGAGGAUAAUGACAAGAAACCCAUAGUGUCUGAGGAGACGGCUGAAAAGAAAGUGGUAAAAAUCACACCCCCAGCGUCUGUGGAUGAGAGGGUACAGAAAAGAGCAGAACGCUUCAAUGUCCCUGCGUCAGCUGAUGGCAAGAAGGCCAUACGCGCUGCCCGGUUUGGUUUGCCUGCUGCUGCACCUCCAACUUCCACUCCAGGUGUUACUGUGAAUAAAUCCACUGCGGUCAGUGUUGAACAGCUAAAAAAGCGAGCAGAGCGAUUUGGCGGGAACGUUUCUUCAGUAUCCAAGAAGGUUGAGGAAGAUGAAAAGCUGAAGAAGCGGAAAGAAAGAUUUGGGAUACUCGCUGCUGUUACACCUGACGUUGAGGCAAAGAAACGGAAGCGUUCUGAAAGAUUUGGAAAUGUGACUGUGUAAAUUGUGGUAUUUACAGAUGUUUUUUAUUUUUUAUUUUGUUGCAAACAGAACUGAAAUGUACUGUAUAUAGCUUGUCAGUUGCAUUACAUUUAGUCAUUAAAGUCGUUUUCAAUUAUUUUCUGUGAUUCUUUCUAUGGGUUUGCUACUUGAUUAUCAUCUUAGCAUGCUCGCUAACCCUUCCCCUAACCAUUUUUAGCUAAUCUUCCAACUCUAAUUUAACUCCUAAAUUGAACCCUUAACCUGGCUAACAGUCAUCUAAUGCUAGCCACCUAGAUACAAUUUGUACUAUGAAAUUGGUGAUGGACAUCCACAAAUUAAUACAUACCAAGUGACUCGGAUUUACAUACAGGAUAAUAUGAAAUGUCCUGAGACCGGGUUGGUUUGUUUGGGUCAUUCUGCUAAGUAGUAAUAAGAACAUUAAUGGAUUUAUUUUAUAUAGCAAUUUAUAAGAAGAAUCUCGGUCGCUUUUAAAAUGAGAAAUAUUUUGGAUUUAUUGGGCGAUGUCUUCCACACCUAAAACAAUUGUUUUAUUUUAUUAUACAUGUAUUUUAUUCAUAAUACAAAAAUCGACUUACAUUGCUACAUCAAACACGGGUUUUAACAAUGCUCAAACAUUCAAAAAAUGUGCAAUUAUAUUCACUCUGAAAAUAUCUUAUUAUAAUGAUUCAUGAAGAUGUUAUUCUUGUUACUCGCUAGGGUUAGUGUUUUAAUAAGAGUUCAAUCAGGAAAAUUGGUAAUUUUGGUAUAGAAUUUUGGAAUUUUUGUUUGUGUAUAAAGUAUUUGGCAACCUGAAUAAAAAAUGUACAAUCAU
Molecule: messenger RNA, 1628 nt
Organism: Oncorhynchus kisutch (coho salmon)
Lineage: Eukaryota; Metazoa; Chordata; Actinopteri; Salmoniformes; Salmonidae
Product: SAP domain-containing ribonucleoprotein
Exons: 11
Coding region: 62-817 (251 amino acids)
Biological process (GO): poly(A)+ mRNA export from nucleus
Cellular component (GO): nucleus
Source: RefSeq, a predicted model, not a curated record